AAUGCUGCAAGUUGUGAAGCGCAUUCCAGCCGUGAGCCGCAUCACCAAGCGGAAAGUAAAUGCAUUAAGCAUAAACCAAGCUUAAACAGGUAUAACUUGUUUUGUAUACUAACUUCAACAAAGAAAAGGAAAAAUAGAAACAUUUUUACUAUACAAAAUGGAUUGAGACAAGAAAAAACAUCCUUGAAACUAAAAUAUGUCAUUCAAUAAUGCAUUUAUAGAUCCAUAGGUGGCAGCAUCUUGUUUCUGAUUAGCAUCCUGACGUAUAAUAAAGGGUGUGCACAUAAUAAAAAGCAUGCAUAAACUGAAAUGCAGUCAGGUGAGGAAUGGAGACCAGAUUUGUUUUUAUUGGCUUGAAUUUAACAGUGUGCUUGUUAGAGCUGACGUCUGUUGCUGUGUUAGCCGUGCCUCUGGAUGGUGUGAGACAAACGAUUGAACUUUCAGUGAAUCAGACUUUAGCAGAUGUCAGUACUGACGAUUCAGCUGAAUGCAGCUUGCUGAAUCCCCCCAUCUUACCUGCAUUCUCAGUAGAUGGGGACUUUGUUAUCGGAGGUGUUUUCAUUUUACACGACAAACUACACAUAAAGAUUAAUGACUACAGCACCAAGCCUGAGCCUCUAAGAUGCACAGGGAGUCUUAUUGCCGCAGAACUUACUUUCUCAUCUGCAAUGAUCUUUGCCAUCGAGGAGAUCAACAACAGCACCGAGCUGCUGCCAGGCAUCAAACUCGGAUAUCAGAUCUAUGAUUCUUGUGCAUCGGUCCUCAUGGCUUCACAUAUUUCAUUUCAAAUGUUAAAUGGUCAGGACGCUGCGUUUUACAAAAGCAGAAAUUGUUCCCAGUCUGGUGAGAUGAUGGCUGUUGUUGGAGACUCUGGCUCUACGACAUCCAUCAGCAUCUCUCGCAUCAUCGGGUCCUUUAACAUCCCACUGGUCAGUUACUUUGCCACAUGUUCCUGUCUGUCAGACAAGCAGCAGUUCCCAACUUUUUUCAGAACAAUUCCCAGUGACCAGUUCCAGGCUGAUGCACUGGCCAAGCUGGUGAAACACUUUGGCUGGACUUGGAUAGGAGCUGUCCACUCUGAUACAGAUUAUGGAAACUAUGGCAUGGCGUCUUUUCUUGCUGCAGCACAGAGAGAGGGAAUCUGUGUGGAAUACUCAGAAUCCUUCUAUCGGACCGACCCACACAGGAAGAUCCAGAGGGUAGCUGAUGUCAUCCGCAGGUCAACAGCACGGAUUAUUGUUGCAUUCAUGGAGUCUGGAGAUUUGACUGUUCUUUUAGAAGAGCUGGCCCAGGAGCCUCCACAACCUCGCCAGUGGAUCGGAAGUGAGGACUGGAUCACUGACCCUCAACUGAUGGCUUACAGUUUCUGUGCAGGAGCCAUCGGGUUUGCUAUCCAGCAAUCCGUCAUCCCAGGUCUGAGAGAGUUCCUGCUGGAUCUUUCUCCCUCUGAAGCAGCUGCCUCCUCUGUGUUUACUGAGUUCUGGGAGGAUGCGUUCAACUGCAGCUUGGCAGAAAGAGUGGAAUCAGACAAAAGAGUGUGUGAUGGAACUGAAGACAUGGAGACACUGAACAGCCCGUACACUGAUACAUCUCAGAUAAGGAUCACUAACAUGGUGUACAAGGCUGUUUAUGCUAUAGCUCAUGCUAUUCACAAUGCAGUGUGCCAGGAAACAAACUUUACCACUCAGUGUGAAAAAGAUGUUAGUAUAAAUUACAAACAGUUUCUAUCUGUAAUGAAGAAAAUCAACAUUUCAAAAAAUGGUUAUCCUGUGUCAUUUGAUGCUAACGGAGAUCCUGUAGCUUUUUAUGAGCUGGUCAACUGGCAGAAGAGUGAGAGUGGAGUUAUUGAGCUGGUAACAGUAGGGUACUAUGAUGCAUCACUGCCUAAAGGACAGGAGUUUCAGAUCAAGAGAAAAAUAACCUGGAUGGAUGGUGGCACACAAGUCCCAGUAUCAGUGUGCUCUGAGAGUUGUCCUCCAGGAACUCAUAAAGUCCUGCAGAAAGGAAAACCCAUCUGCUGCUAUGAUUGUAUACCAUGUCCUGAAGGAGAGAUUAGUAACACGACAGAUUCUCCAGACUGUUUCCCGUGUCCCAGUGAAUCGUGGCCUAAUGCACAAAGAGACGCUUGUUUCCCCAAACCUGUGGAGUUUCUUUCCUAUGAUGAAGUCCUGGCAAUCAUCCUGGCUGCAUUCUCUGUUAGUGGGGCCUGUCUGGCCAUCAUAACAGCAGCUAUUUUCUUUCAUCACAGAACAACUCCAAUUGUCAGAGCCAACAACUCUGAGCUGAGCUUCCUGCUGCUCUUCUCUCUGACUCUGUGUUUCUUAUGUUCAUUAACUUUCAUCGGAGCUCCCUCUGAUUGGUCCUGCAUGCUGCGACACACAGCGUUUGGUAUCACCUUUGUUCUCUGUAUCUCCUGUGUUCUUGGCAAAACUGUAGUGGUUUUAAUGGCCUUUAAAGCUACACUUCCAGGUAGUAAUGCCAUGAAAUGGUUUGGGCCUCCACAGCAAAGAAUGACUGUUGUUUUUGUUACUUUUAUUCAAGUUCUUAUCUGUACUGUGUGGUUGUUACUCAGCCCUCCAUUCCCAAUGAAGAAUCUGAGCACAUACAAGGAGAAGAUCAUCCUGGAAUGUGCAUUAGGUUCUGCUGUUGGGUUCUGGGCUGUGCUCGGGUACAUUGGCCUGCUGGCUGUUUUCUGCUUUGUGUUAGCUGUUCUAGCUCGGAAACUACCUGAUAAUUUUAAUGAAGCCAAGCUGAUAACCUUCAGCAUGCUGAUAUUCUGUGCAGUGUGGCUCACCUUCAUCCCAGCAUAUGUCAGCUCUCCUGGAAAAUUUACUGUAGCUGUGGAGAUAUUUGCUAUUCUGGCCUCCAGUUUUGGACUGAUUCUGUGUAUUUUUGCUCCAAAGUGUUUCAUCAUCUUAUUUCAGCCUGAGAAGAACUCUAAGAAAUAUUUAAUGAACAAAAACUAAAUGUGUUAUGUUGGAAGUUUGAAAUAUUAGAUAAUGAAAUUGUCCCAAUAAAAGUAAACACUCCUUGUAAAUAUUUUAGAAAGCUCUGUAAUCCUAUUUUUACCAUAAAAAUAAAUCUUUGAACAUCUCAAAAACGGUUCUAAUAAUUUUGCUUUAGUGGUUUUCUUUUUGUCACAUAUUUUGCCACCCGAAAUAAAAUGUUUGUGUAACAUUAAAAGUGUGUAAAUUUGACCUAUUUUCCAGCCAUAGCAAUACACAUGUUUGUAGAUGAUAUUUUAAAAUUAUAUUUAGCUAUUAUCUCUCAUUUCAUUUCUACAGUUGUCAUAAGUUCUUAUGUUUUUUGAUUAAUUAUUUUAUAAACGCUUCUUUUACUUUCAGUUGCAAAUAUUAUGUACAGCAAUUUUUGAAAAUAGCAUCUCCAGUUUAAUUCUGACAUUUUCAAGUUAUGUAACUGGUAAAGGGAAACAGAAAACAAAUUGUGUCAAGACUUGGUUGUUGGAAUCAGACCCAAAUGCAGCCAGGUGAAUAAGUUAUAAAUCGUUUAAUGGAGGAACAUGGGGAGCAUGGGGAGCUGUUAUGAUUCACCCCUUUUUGUUUGGUUUAGUGAUUGUUUUACCCCUGUUAUUUUGUUUCAGGUCAGCUGCAGCUCCUCUCAGGAGCCCUCCCCUUCCUGGUGAACCUCCUGGAGUUUUUGCAGCUGAACCAAAUGACCCAGCUUGUUCUCACCCUAUUUCAGGCCACUGCUGCCAGUCCUCAGCGUGGCGUUGUGUUGACUGUUUGUCGAGUUUGUGGAACUGGUGUUCAUGCAAGCCAUGUUUCCUGUUUUUGAUUCCCACAGUCAGUGGAGGAAUUUUUGUUAUUAAACUCUUUGAACUCAGGUACAGGACUAUUAUUCUUGCGAUUGGGUUAUAGCCUGAACCCCACCAUGACAGGAGCAUGGGGAGCAUAGUAAAAAUGCAGCACACAGAACCAACAGAGAACAAUGAAGAGAGCAGGCUUAAAUACACUGAGGAUGCUAGUCAAGACAAGGCACAGGUGUGAUGAAUAUUGAUGAUGAUGAUGGGCAGGUGUAAGUAAUUAGCUCUGGGGGUAGAGAGGUAAAAUCCAAUCCAAUCCAAUCCAAUUUUAUUUAUAAAGCGCAUUCACAAGGCAUUACAACCAAACAAGGCGGUGUACACAAAAAAUGUUAGUUAAUUAAACAGGCGGUAUACAAACAUGUCAAACACAGAUAAAACAUAAAAAGGAAAAUACAACAAAAUUCCCAAAAACUAACAGCUAAAACUCAAUAAGACACAGGGAGAAUAAAAAAUUAGAAAAACAUUUUAAAAAAGAACCUCAAAGACAACAACUGGUGAAUAAAUGAAUAUACCGGUAACCAAAUAACAAUAGCUAAAGAUUAAGCAUAACAGAACUAAACACAAUAACCCAAAAGUAGAAACUCAAAGGCUGGAAGAAAAAUAUAAUAAAACAGGAAGGAUGGCUAGUGAGGAUAACAGAAUCUAUAACAGUGGGAGAGCUACUCUGGGGAAAUAGGAACAGAACAUGUCGGAGGGACUAUGGGUGUUUCUCAAUGCCAAGGAACCUUGCCAUGAUGUCUUGGCCCCACCCCGGUUGCCUUGGAAAUACAUCAUCGGGAGGCACCAAGACAUGUUCCAAUGUUCAUAUUCUACUGAGGCGUGUGUUCUCCGUUUGUUAGCCGUUUAGCUAGUUGAGUGAGGAUA
This is a messenger RNA of Nothobranchius furzeri (turquoise killifish), 4687 nucleotides long. RefSeq names its product extracellular calcium-sensing receptor-like. Gene Ontology annotation, biological process: G protein-coupled receptor signaling pathway. The record is from RefSeq and is a predicted model, not a curated record. Gene Ontology annotation, molecular function: G protein-coupled receptor activity. Gene Ontology annotation, cellular component: plasma membrane. NCBI's taxonomy places the organism in Eukaryota, Metazoa, Chordata, Actinopteri, Cyprinodontiformes, Nothobranchiidae.